Dermacentor andersoni is the source of this 1958-nucleotide messenger RNA. The record is from RefSeq and is a predicted model, not a curated record. NCBI's taxonomy places the organism in Eukaryota, Metazoa, Arthropoda, Arachnida, Ixodida, Ixodidae.
GACGCCAUGCCGGAUCACGGACGAGGACGGGUGCACCGUUUUCGCGACCACGUCGUCGCCGGCGUCAACUGGCGACCGACGCGAUUCGUCGACGAGGUUCCCAGUUCACGUGUGUGCGGCCUCUGCCUCAUGAUCCCAAAACGGAUGGUGGUGUUCCCGUGCGGUCACACUCUGUGCCAAUCUUGCCACGCAGCCAGUUUGGAAGGGGGCGUUGGCCAGUGUCCGUUGGAUCAAGAGGCAUUCGAAGAAGCGGAGUGCGUCGGUUACGAAUUCCCUGCCAGGAAAGCAAACGCCGUGAAGGUGUACUGCUGGAACGAAGCGCACGGUUGCGAGUACAUGGGCACUAUGGACCGCAUGCUGGAACACUACGAGAACGAAUGCACAUUUCACACCGUGGAAUGUGUGCGAUGCGGCGAGGGAGUCCAGCACAGAGACCUGCGGACGCACUACGCGGCCGGAUGCAUUGCCGACGUUUCUCCAGCGAUCACGGAGUCCUCGGAUCAUACAGCACCGACCCUUGCAGACGUGAACGCUGCCCUUGAAGACGUGAAGGCGAUGUUGGGAUGCCUCAACCACGACCAGCUGCUGCCGGUGAUUCAGAGUCAGCUGAAUGAGCUUACGGAACAAGUAAGAAGGCAGGAAACCAGGUUCGCUGAGAUCACUCGCGAGCUCGGAGAAUGCGAGCAUAACUUAAAGGGCGAGAUGGCUCAAAUCGCCGCCACGAUUUCAUCGAACGUGUCGCACCAGCGGACGUCUCGGGAAAAUCCGCAGGAGGAAGCCAGCACGUCGAGGUCGCUGUCGUUGAGCUCGGAAAAGGCGAUGAUACUUCGAAAGUUGGAACGUUUAGCGCACCUGGAAAACUGGCGGGAAACUUCCCCGAAGCCUGAUUGCAGCCCUGUCAUUGCUCACUGUGGGCAUGCGCGUGGUGCCAUUCCCCAUUUCGUGAGUACGCUGUCGACAGCCGCGUGGAUUGAACGAACUUGCAGAGUUGAGUAUCUGCUGACCCUGGAAAACUGUGAGGACAUGAUUCAGUGGCCGCAACGCAAAAAAACGUUCGCUGAGAUUACGGUGUGGCACACGAGGGACACGUACUUUACGAUCACCGUCAACCAGUACACCAUUUUUUCUGCAUCUACUCUCGCUGUGCAGAUCGUGUUUAACGGCAUGCUGGUUGACUCUAAGUGUUGGCCGCCUUAUUGGAGCGUCCACGCGCUGCAUAGCGUAACACGCGAUCAACGUUCGUUGGCUCCCAUGGUCAAUCGCUGUACCUGCUAUCGCGAUGGUGACUCAUUGGCCCACUACCACCUCGAUUUUUCUAUAAGAGUUCCAUCGCUGAGAGAUGACGGUUACCUACGAGACGGAAAGUUAGUUUGAAAUCCUCCUGACCAAUACAGAAGCGUGCAAUGGGAUCAAAGGAACGCGCUAACGUCCGUCAUCGCACAAUGUGUAGUGCACUGCUGACUCCUCCUUUGCACUUCCCAAAAUGUGUCACAUGAGCUAAACGAAUUUUUAUCUCCUUUCUAAUAAAUAAAGUGGGCUCCGCGAAAUUUAUUUUUAAUUUGGAUCCUUAGUAACUCUCAAACUAGAGUUUUCUUUACGUUGCUGGCCGUUCAUGUUGCUCUUUAUUUAUUGAGCUAAUACAGUUUUUGUUCCUAAAUAUUGUGCUCCUGUUGUGCUCCUCGAGUGGUUUCUGAGCUUAUGGCGUUCACCUCGAUACUGUUCCAUCCAUUAUAGCCGUGCCGCAAUUAAAGCGAUUGAUUUCAAGGCGACGUUCGUGUUUCAUACUACGCUGUAGCACCACGCGUUGUCCUUUCUCCGAAAUUCACGGCCAAUCUCGACGUUCGCAGUGCUGAGGCCCUCAUCGAUGGCUUUGAACCCUAUUUUUCGGCAAGCUUUUUGUACUCGGCCAUUCAUUACCGGGGCAUUCGAAGUUCUAACACAGACACAAUCAGACCACG